ACCAAAACACUAAACAAUGAUAGUCUGCUACAACUCUCUAAAAUAUAUAUGCAACAAGCAAUGGGGUUAUAUUUACAUUUGUCUCACUUUUUCAUUUUUCAAUUUCUCACAGUUGGUGGAAUUCUCCGAGAAAAUAAAAUAGAGAUGGGAUAAAAUGUAAUGCAGAGAUAUAUGAACUGUUAUUCUUGCAUAGUAAGCUAUAACGGUCGUCGAGGUUUAUACAAGUGUAGAGUAUGUUCUUCGGUAUCCGGCGAUUUCUUGGGUCUCUGGAUUUAGCUGCUAAUGAUAACCCGGCGGCUGAAGCUCGAAAUCUUUCACAAAAUACUCGUACAACAAUCGAAGCAUUUGAAGAACUCAUGCUCAUUUUCUCGUGGAUACCACGUGCUCGAUGAAACACCUAAGCCACCAUUUGUCUCUGUUCACCGUUUCAUGCUCAAUCUUCUAUACCAAAAUCGCCAGGGUGAAGCACUUGAUGUUUUCAAGAAACAUCUAGAAGUUGGUCUUUCCGGAGUCGAUGAAGUGGCGAUUGCAAUUGCUUCUAAGGCUUGUCUUGGGCGUCCAAGACUUGGGUCUCAAAUUCAUGGUUUCGCGAUAGUUUCGGGUUUUAUGUCUUAUGUUUCUGUGUGUAAUUCUUUGAUGAACAUGUACUGUAAAUCGCGGGAGUUGAGUAGUGCUUUAUGCAUUUUUGAGAAUAUCAAGACCCCUGAUACUGUUUCUUACAAUACAGUCCUUACUGGGUUUGAAGACAGUAAAUGCGCACUCCUUUUUGCUCGUGAAAUGCAUUCAGUCGGGGUCGUUUUUGAUGCAGUAACAUAUACAAGUGUGCUUGCGCAUUGUGCGGACGGGCAGGAGUUUGAUUUUGGUUUUCAAAUGCACUGCCUUGUUUUGAAGUUUGGUUUGAAGAUGGAGAUUUUUAUCGGAAAUGCACUUGUGACCUUGUAUUCGAAAUGUGGAAAGAUCGCACAUGCUGACAAAGUAUUCAGAGAGAUGCCCCACAAAGAUUUGGUUUCUUGGAAUGCAAUUCUCUCAGGCUAUGCCCAGGAGGGUAGUUAUGGAUUGGUAGUCAUUUUGGGAUUUAUUGAGAUGGUAAAAGGAGGCAUGAAUCUUGAUCACGUCUCAAUGACUAGCGUAAUUUCAGCUUGUGGUCAGGAGAGGAACUUGGAUUUUGGGAAGCAGGUGCAUGCUCUGUCAAUGAAAAGUGGCUAUGGCACUCAUGUUUCAGUUUGUAAUGUUUUGAUGUCAAUGUAUUCAAAGUGUGAGAUUGUUGAAGAUGCAGAAUUGGUCUUUGAGAAUAUUAUUGAUCAUAAUGUAGUGUCUUGGACGACGAUGCUGUCCAUAAAUGAAGAGGAUGCUGUGAAUUUAUUCAAGGAGAUGAUGAGACAUGAAAUAUACCCAAAUGAUGUUACGUUCGUUGGACUGAUUCAUGCAAUAACAAAACAUAGUAUGAUGCAAGAAGGCCUAAUGGUCCAUGGGUUUUGUAUAAAAUCGAACUUUCUUUCUGAAAUUAAUGUGGCAAAUAGUUUCAUUACCAUGUAUGGUAAGUUUAAGCUAGUGAAAGACUGCUUUAAUGUUUUUGAGGAGCUUGACCACAGAGAGAUUAUAUCAUGGAAUGCUCUGAUAUCUGCAUAUUCUCUAAAUGGGAUGUACCAAGAAGCUUUGCAGGUUUUCUUGACUGCUUCAAAAGAAUUACAACCAAACCCUUAUACAUUUGGUAGUGUUUUGCAUGCAAUUGCCUCAUCUGAAUCAAUUUCUCUGAGGCAAGGGCAACGAUGUCAUGGUUAUAUAAGAAAACUUGGAUUGAAUACCGAUCCAGUUGUGUCAGGUGCACUUCUUGAUAUGUACGCAAAGCGUGGGAGCAUAUGUGAAUCUCAGAAGAUUUUCAAUGAGUUGACUCAGAAAAGCCAAGUUGCUUGGACAGCUAUAAUAUCUGCCCACUCGAGGCAUGGGGACUAUGAAUCGGUCAUGAAGUAUUUCAAGGAGAUGGUGAUGGAAGACGUGAAGCCUGACUCAAUCACUUUCCUCUCUCUGUUGACAUCAUGUGGUCGCAACGGAAUGGUUGAUAAAGGAUUCGAAAUUUUCAAUUCAAUGGUUAAUGACCAUUCUGUUGAACCAUCUGCGGAGCAUUAUUCUUGUAUUGUUGAUAUGUUGGGUAGGGCUGGGAGGCUGAAGGAGGCUGAAGAACUUCUGUAUCAGAUUCCUGGAGGACCUGGGAUAUCUGUGCUACAAAGCCUGCUUGGAGCUUGUAGAGUUUAUGGAAACGUAGAGAUAGCAAUUAGGGUAUCUGAUGCUUUGAUUGCUAUGGAACCUAAUGAAUCAGGUUCUUACGUUUUGAUGUCUAACUUGUUUGCUGAGACGGGAAAGUGGGAAAAGGUUGCAAAAAUGAGGACUAUGAUGAAAGACAGGAAAGUGACAAAAGAAGUGGGAUUUAGCUGGGCAGAUGUUGAUAACUCCGUAUAUUUGCAUGGAUUUUCGUCAGGGGACAAGUCUCAUCCCCUGUCUAAGGAAAUCUAUCUGAUGGCUGAAUUGCUGGGAUCAGAAAUGAAAAGAAGAAGGGCAGACUCUGUUAACAUUUGAUCAUAAGAGACGGGAGGCUCCAGCAUAAACAGAUCAAUCAUACUGGGAAGGCUAAAAGAACGGAAACCAAUAUUCUUUCGAUCCUGUACCCAUCUUUCUGUGGGUUGGGUGUGCGGUUGUGACGUCGGGCAAAAGAGUGGUGUAUGAGGUUCACUUGCUUAUGGGAGACUGGAUGAUCUAUUAUUGGAAUUAUUAGACACUUGAGCGCAAUCAAUUAUAUUUCAUAAUGAGCUACAAGUUUUGGUAUUUGACAUUUAGAAUCAAGUUAAGAUGGAAAACUUGUAGAGGGAAUUGUCUUAUUGGUCCUCUGAGCAAUGCAGUAAUUCAUGGGGAAGGAUAGUGCUAAUGAAGCAGGAGCAUAUCUAAUUCGUAAUGAGGUUUCUUAACUCAUUUCCUUUUCCAUAGUCUAGCGGUGAAUAUUUAAUCACUGGUUUCUUCAAUUGUAUGUCAAGGGUUCUGAACUUCUGAGUUGAUUUUCUGGUGAAAGUGAACAUUCAGUACUAAAAGAUACCCAGUCGUCCAUUUUAUGUUCUCCAUGAGUACUUUUCUUUGAUGAGGCUGGACAGUUGAAUGAAAGAUGAAUGGCCGAGAUCGGAUAGUGCGUCUCCUAUGGAGAUGAGAUGAAGGAUUUGAGCACAUGCAAAAAGCGAUAAUAGAUCUCGUAUCUUGUUGUUUCCUUGACUUGUCACUUCCUUUUCUACCAUGUGGCCAAAUUUAUAUCACUUAGUAAACUAUUGCUCCUACA
Messenger RNA from Sesamum indicum (sesame), 3319 nucleotides. Its product is annotated as Pentatricopeptide repeat (PPR) superfamily protein. Gene Ontology annotation, biological process: RNA modification. Gene Ontology annotation, molecular function: RNA binding; protein binding. The record is from RefSeq and is a predicted model, not a curated record. NCBI's taxonomy places the organism in Eukaryota, Viridiplantae, Streptophyta, Magnoliopsida, Lamiales, Pedaliaceae.